This is a messenger RNA of Xiphias gladius (swordfish), 1788 nucleotides long. It is a transcript of the gene stk38a, whose product is annotated as serine/threonine kinase 38a. Bases 135 to 1610 code for a protein of 491 amino acids. The record is from RefSeq and is a predicted model, not a curated record. Gene Ontology annotation, molecular function: ATP binding; protein serine/threonine kinase activity. Gene Ontology annotation, biological process: peptidyl-serine phosphorylation; intracellular signal transduction. The transcript has 14 exons. Lineage: Eukaryota; Metazoa; Chordata; Actinopteri; Istiophoriformes; Xiphiidae.
CUUUAAAAUAAAUCAACAUUGAGGAAUCCUAAAUCCAGGAGGUGGCAGUAAUGCAACGUAAAGGAGGCGAACUGCAGUAAAACCUCAAACAAGAAGCGGGUUUGGCCACUAGGUGUCGUGCUGCCGUCUAACUGAUGGUGACGCAACACUUGGUAAAACAGAGGAAGAGACGGCAGACACCGCACCUUCGACCAAGCAUGGCGAUGACUGGCCAGAGCUCAUGCUCCUCCAUGAGUAACCACACUAAGGAGCGGGUCACCAUGGCCAAAGUGACCCUGGAGAACUUCUAUAGCAACCUCAUCGCCCAGCACGAGGAGAGAGAGAUGAGACAGCAGAAGCUGGAGAAAGUGAUGGAUCAGGAGGGCUUGGCUGAUGAAGAGAAACGUAUCCGGCGUUCUCAGCAUGCAAGGAAAGAGACAGAGUUUCUGCGUCUAAAACGUACUCGACUGGGUCUGGAGGACUUUGAGUCUCUGAAGGUGAUUGGCCGAGGAGCUUUUGGAGAGGUUCGUCUGGUGCAGAAGAAAGACACCGGUCAUGUGUAUGCCAUGAAGAUCCUCCGAAAAGCUGACAUGCUGGAGAAAGAGCAGGUUGGUCAUAUCCGUGCUGAGCGGGACAUUCUAGUAGAGGCAGACAGCCUGUGGGUGGUCAAAAUGUUCUAUAGCUUCCAGGAUAAGAUGAACCUCUACCUCAUCAUGGAGUUCCUGCCUGGAGGAGACAUGAUGACCCUGCUAAUGAAGAAGGACACUCUGACAGAAGAGGCCACUCAGUUUUACAUAGCUGAGACGGUGCUGGCCAUCGACUCCAUCCACCAGUUGGGCUUCAUCCACCGAGACAUAAAACCAGACAACUUGCUUCUAGACUCCAGGGGUCAUGUGAAGCUGUCUGACUUUGGUCUGUGCACUGGGCUGAAGAGGGCUCACCGUACUGAGUUCUACAAAAACCUGAACCACAGCCUGCCCAGUGACCUCAGUAAGCAAACCUUCCAGAAUAUGAACUCAAAGAGGAAAGCAGAGACCUGGAAGAGGAACAGGAGGCAGCUGGCUUUCUCCACAGUGGGAACUCCAGACUACAUCGCUCCAGAGGUCUUCAUGCAAAAUGGAUACAACAAGCUCUGUGACUGGUGGAGCCUGGGUGUCAUCAUGUAUGAGAUGCUGAUAGGUUACCCUCCAUUCUGCUCAGAGACACCUCAGGAGACAUACAGGAAAGUGAUGAACUGGCGAGAGACACUCACCUUUCCUCCAGAAGUUCCCAUAUCAGAGAAGGCCAAAGACCUCAUCCUCAGGUUCUGCUGUGAGGAGGAGCACAGGAUCGGGGCUGCAGGUGUAGAGGAGAUCAAGUCCAAUCCUUUCUUUGAGGGGGUGGACUACGACCAUAUCAGGGAAAGACCUGCUGCCAUUCCCAUAGAGAUCAAAAGCAUCGACGACACCUCAAACUUUGAUGAGUUCCCCGAUUCAGAUAUCCUCACACCAACAGCCGCCCAGGUGUCCAACCAGACUGAGACUGACCUGAAGAACAAGGACUGGGUCUUCAUCAACUACACCUACAAACGCUUUGAAGGCCUGACCGCCAGAGGAGCUAUACCGUCCUACAUGAAGUCAGGGAAGAGAUGAGUACCUUCAGACUUGCUGUUAUCCAACACCACCAUGAAACCUGAAUGAGUCAUCCAAACCCCUGCUGUCUGAAGAACUUCAGCCAUGAAAGAAGAACACCGCCUGUUCUCCCUCUUACCUGGCUGAUGAGGAUUCUUGUCAAACAGGACUUUGCAAAUAAUAAAGGGGCUCAAUUUCA